UAGAGGGGGGAGAGAGGGGGUGAGACUAAGAGAGACAUUGAGUUGGAAAUUGCAGGUGGUUCUUUUGUUGCCUUGGCUGAUUCAUUCCUGGAAGCUUCUUUUAUGAGUGGAUUUUUCUGAGAUCCAUGAAAUUGUAGAGUCUGGGGCAAUUUACAGUUAAGAGUUGGCACCUUGGAAUUCCUUUUAUGCAGAGUGAUAAUGAACUUGAAAAGGUGGAUAUGAAAGCUAUUAAAUUGGAGUCGGAUUUUGUUGCGGUUGGACUAGCAGAAGUGGGGAAAAAAGUGCAACGUGUCCAAUUGGCCAAGCAUCUAAAGUCCUCGGCUCAAUUUGGAAGACAAGAAUUUGAAGAAAAUAGAAGUUCAACUGCGCUAAGCCCUGGUCAAAGUAGCUCUAGCGUUUUGGAGCAAGGACAAUCUCCAGAUGAUACUGGCAUUUCUUCUGCUUCAACCAUAUGUCCAGCACCACUUUGUCGUCAAUUUUGGAAAGCUGGGAACUAUGAUGAUUGUCUUGGUUCCAAGGUCACUCUUCAAACAGAUGGAACAAAUUAUCUCCAUGUCCACCCUAUGUUUCUUCAUUCAAAUGCCACUUCACAUAAAUGGGCCUUUGGCGCUAUUGCAGAAUUGCUUGAUAAUGCAAUUGAUGAGAUCCAAAAUGGAGCCACUUUUGUCAUCGUAGAUAAAAUGUCAAAUCCAAGAGAUGGAAGUCCAGCAUUGUUAAUUCAAGAUAAUGGUGGUGGAAUGGACCCAGAAGCAAUGCGACAGUGCAUGAGUUUUGGGUUUUCAGAUAAAAAAUCCAAAUCCGCUAUUGGACAAUAUGGUAAUGGCUUUAAGACCAGCACAAUGAGACUUGGGGCAGAUGUUAUUGUUUUCAGUCGCCACUUGCAUGAAAGGGCAUUGACACAAAGCAUUGGUCUUCUUUCUUAUACAUUUUUGUUGCAAACAGGCUAUGACAGGAUAGUAGUGCCAAUGGUAGAUUAUGAGUUUAAUGCAAAAACUGGAAAUUUGGAAGUUUCAAAUCGCUGUGGUAAGGAGCAGUUUUUGUCUAAUCUUUCUAUUCUGCUACGUUGGUCUCCAUAUUCAACAGAAGCGGAGCUUCUGAAGCAAUUUGAUGACAUUGGAUCGCAAGGGACAAAAGUUAUCAUCUAUAAUUUGUGGUUUAAUGAUGAUGGGGUUAUGGAGCUAGACUUUGAUAAAGAUCCUGAGGACAUUCAUAUUGGUGGGGAUAUAAAAAAGGUAGGCGCACACCCUGCUUGGAGGACUGUUAAUGAACAGCAUAUUGCUAACCGGUUGCAUUAUUCUCUCCGAGUGUAUUUGUCCAUUUUGUACUUGCGGAUACCUGAAAGUUUCCAAAUAAUAUUGCGUGGACGACUUGUUGAGCAUCAUAAUCUUGCCAAUGAUCUCAAAUUUCCAGAAUUCAUAUUGUAUAGACCUCAAAGUGGCGGAUGUGUAGAGGGUGAAGUUGUAACCACGAUUGGUUUUCUAAAAGAAGCUCCACAUAUCAGUGUUCAUGGUUUCAAUAUCUACCACAAGAAUCGUCUAAUACUGGCAUUUUGGCCAGUUGUGAGCCCUAGUAACAGUAGGGGUAGAGGCGUAGUUGGGAUAUUGGAAGCAAAUUUUAUUGAACCAACCCAUAACAAGCAGGAUUUUGAAAGGACUUCCCUCUUUCAGAAGCUUGAAACUCGAUUGAAGGAGAUGACUUGGGAAUACUGGGAUUAUCAUUGUGGACUAAUUGGGUACCAAGUCACGAAAAAGACUCCAGCAACAGAGCCCAAAUGCAAUUCAUCUUUUGGUAUGGGACAUGGUAAUGCAAAAUCUGUCAAGUUGAAUCAAAGCGCCCCUUGUGUUGGUAGAGCAAAAGCAUCAUCUGUUGCAGGAUUGCGCACAAAAAGGAAAGAACAUGAUGACUUGGUGGAACUUGGCAGUGUGAAAAGACAGGCAUCAGGGGCCAAGGAAAUUGUUUCAGGGCAGAGUUUUGAAUCACAGCCCAUCAAUACUGCAAGUCAGUCAAAACAUGAGGAGGCUAUAAAAUUGAUGCAGGAAAACAAGAAACUUCAAUCACAAUGCUUGGACUAUGAGAAGAGGAAGGAAGAACUUGAUUCCAAGGUGACAGCUCUUAGAAAUGAGAUAGGAGAAAUUCAACACCAGUAUAAACAGCUUAUGGCUGAACUAACAUCAUUGGAUUUAGUGAAGGUGGAAAAGGAUGUAAAUAUGUAGAUUCUAUCUGCAACUCUGCUCAAUUCUUUUAUUUUGAAGAUCGAUCUCUGAUGUACUUUAUGUAUCAAGAAUAGAGAGAAAGUGCAAAGUUUUCAACCCUUGAAAGGGGUUUUGGCCAUCGAUGGAAUCAACUUGUAAUCUAACAGCUUUGUGAAAGAAACAAUCUCAGGUGUAGUUGGUGGUUAACGAUCAUGUUAGUACACAGUCACUUCUUUCAAUCUUUUGAAAAAUCGUAGGUUAGAGAAUAGAACUGAAUCAGUGUAAUCCAUGAAUGUACAUGCAAAUGUAAAUCCAACACUCCAGCAAUUAGUUUGAACUUUCCUACUUUGAUGUCU
Jatropha curcas is the source of this 2548-nucleotide messenger RNA. It is a transcript of the gene DMS11, whose product is annotated as Histidine kinase-, DNA gyrase B-, and HSP90-like ATPase family protein. Gene Ontology annotation, molecular function: ATP hydrolysis activity. Gene Ontology annotation, cellular component: nucleus. The record is from RefSeq and is a predicted model, not a curated record. NCBI's taxonomy places the organism in Eukaryota, Viridiplantae, Streptophyta, Magnoliopsida, Malpighiales, Euphorbiaceae.